Messenger RNA from Arabidopsis arenosa, 922 nucleotides. Lineage: Eukaryota; Viridiplantae; Streptophyta; Magnoliopsida; Brassicales; Brassicaceae. The record is from the annotation of a GenBank genome assembly.
AAGCUCUGAGAAAAACACAACACAAGAGAGAGAGAGAUCAGACAAAGAGAGAUUUGUAAUAAUCAUAUCAUGGGGAAGAGAAGAGGUGUCUCCGCCGUGAACGUGGUUUUCGGGUGGCUAAGACAACAAUCGAACAAGGUUAAGAUAGCUUUAGGAAUUAUCAUCUCUUUGAUCCUCGUCGUGUUUCUGAAAUUCACCGUUAGGAAUCACAAUCACUUUUUCAUCGCCUCCGAGCUCAUCCACGCCACCGGAAUCUUGAUCCUCAUCUACAAACUCACUCGCCAAAAGACUUGCUCCGGUCUUUCUUUAAAGUCUCAAGAAGUGACAGCAAUAUUUCUAGCUGUGAGAUUGAUAUGCAGCAUAAACAUGGAAGGGGAUAUCCAUACAGUUCUCGAUUUCGCCACCUUGGUUUCGACUCUAUGGGUCAUUUAUAUGAUUCGAUACAAGCUGAAAGCAUCUUAUAUAAAGAGUCUGGACACUUGCUACAACUACUAUGUGCUUGUACCAUCAGCUAUCCUUGCGUUGGUUAUUAACCCGAGUACGAGUUAUUCUUACUUCCACCGUAUCUUGUGGGCGUUUUGCGUUUACACAGAAUCUGUCUCUGUUCUACCUCAACUUCGAUUAAUGCAAAAUGCUCAGAUCAUAGAGCCUUUCACAGCUCAUUACGUGUUUGCGCUCGGAAUAGCUAGAUUUUUGGCAUGCGCUCACUGGAUUAUCCAGGUCGUUGAGACUCGUGGACACUACCUAUGGCUGCUCGGGGCUGGUUACUUUUGGUUCCCGGUUGCUCUAAUAGCCGAGAUCGUUCAAACCUUCAUCCUCGCCGACUUUUGCUACUACUAUGUCAAAAGUGUUAUGGAGGGUCAGCUAGUACUGAAGAUGCCAGUUUAAGAUCAUCUAGUAUAAAUGAACCAAUACAUUUUGC